Messenger RNA from Ooceraea biroi (clonal raider ant), 2316 nucleotides. Its product is annotated as solute carrier family 35 member E1 homolog. The record is from RefSeq and is a predicted model, not a curated record. Lineage: Eukaryota; Metazoa; Arthropoda; Insecta; Hymenoptera; Formicidae.
CCGCUCUCAGGUUUCUCUCUGCUACAAGUGUAGGAAAUGAAAUAAAUCACUGGGUAAUGUCGGUUUAUUGGUGUGUCAAUCAACCAACAUAUACGAAAUACUAAUUGCUGACUUAGUACUUUGCAUAUAUUAGUACUUUGUAUAUAUCGGCGACUUGUGCCAAAAAAUUUGAGACACGUCAAAUAUUGAGGAAGUAUCGUAGUUGUGCUCGCUGGCGAUACGGGGCGCUCGUUGUACCUUCAAUCGGAGCGCGUCCCGCUUGUAUUCUAGUCGGUACUCGGUGUCUGGCAAGGUUGGUCGCGGGUGGUCUGCGGAGCGGUUGAGGAGCGCGGAGGGAUCGAGAGAAUCCAGCUGGAUAUCGCGAGCGCGAGAAAUCGGCGGCGAGUUGGAGCCGGGAGCUGAGUUUUGACAGCGCGCGCGCGCGCGCGAACGUAGACGUCAUGGACGAUAGACGAAACAAUCGCGAGGUGAUAACAGUGCUGUUCCUGUGUCUGCUAUGGUACGCGGUGUCCAGCAGCAGCAACGUCGUCGGCAAGAUGUUGCUGUCGGACUUUCCGUAUCCGCUCACCGUGACUAUGGUCCAGUUAACCUCCAUCACCCUCUAUUCCGGCCCGUUCUUCAAUCUAAUGGGCGUCAGGAGGUACUCGUCCAAUAUAACGUGGAGCUACUACCUGCGGCUCAUCGUGCCCUUGGCUCUAGGCAAAUUUCUCGCAAACGUGUUCAGCCACGUCAGCAUCUGGAAAGUCCCCGUCUCCUACGCUCAUACUGUGAAGGCUACAAUGCCCCUCUUCACCGUAAUCCUGUCGAGGAUAAUACUCAGGGAACAACAGACGUGGAAAGUUUACCUGAGUCUGGUGCCGAUAGUGGGUGGAGUAGCGAUCGCCACGCUGACGGAACUUAGUUUCAACAUGAUUGGUCUGGUGAGCGCGUUAGCGUCCACCAUGGCGUUCUCUUUGCAAAACAUCUACUCGAAAAAGGUGCUGCACGACACGGGAAUACAUCACCUACGGCUGCUGCACAUACUCGGCCGUCUGGCUCUGUUCAUGUUUCUACCGAUCUGGCUUGUCUACGAUUUACGCCGGCUGGUGUACGAGCCAGUGACGAAACCGUCCCCCGAGACAAACCAGUACGUGUUGGGACUGUUGUUCUUGGACGGUAUACUCAACUGGUUCCAGAACAUUAUCGCCUUUUCCGUGCUAUCAAUCGUGAUGCCUCUAACGUACGCGGUAGCCAGCGCGAGUAAACGCAUAUUCGUCAUAGCGAUAACGUUACUUGUACUUGGUAAUCCAGUUACGUGGCUGAAUAUAUUUGGAAUGACCAUGGCCAUAUUAGGUGUAUUAUGUUACAAUAAGGCCAAGUACGACCAGAGAGUGGAGAAGCAGAAGGAGACGAUUCUUCCCAAGUAUUAUAGUCCGACUCAAAACGGUAACAGUGGUUCCUUUAUGAUGAAUGGAUCUGCCGGCAGGCCACAUCAAUCAUUCGCAGUCUAGUCUCUGUUGAUAGAAAUUUACUUUAUUCUGACAAGCCGAGUCGUGAGUUUUCUACGUUUUUGACGCGAAUAUCGGGGAUCGGAACGUGUCUCGUCCGCGCCUCGGGUGACAUGUAUCAUGAUGAUUACAUGUAAUCGGUCAAAUACUUAGAAAGAACUCACACUGACGAGCUGUUUAUAAAUUUAUUUCUGUGUAUGUGUGUACAUACGUACAUCUUGCGUAAUUUAAUUUGCAUAAAUGCUAUGCGUUUCUUGUUGAUAAUAUUCUGUACUUUUGCAACCGUUGCGAUGAGUUUGGUGUUGUAUAUGGAUUUCUCGUUUCUCGACUGCAAGACCGGACCUAUCGAUAAUCGGGUAACGAGUGUUUAUGCAAAUUAGAAUAUUGGUUCAUUAGCUGAUUGCUGGUUCAAUUAGCAUUGCCGUACUACAUCCGACUACCUUCCUCAAAAUUGCUCUCGUUAUUAAAGAGAGCAGCAGGUUGCAACAUUCAGUUGGACAUAAAUCCGAAAUGGUUUCGUACGUCGGACGUAUUAUUUAUUGACAUAUUAUUAUAUCGACUGUGUCGCAGGCUACAGGCUCAACGUUGUUCCGAUUUUAUUGAUUCUUCCUUAAAUUACUAGCUCAUUAUGCGACGAAGAAAUUUAAACGUGUCUUCAAGUGCCGAUGUCGCAUAGGCGCGAAUUGUACGUGAGGAAUAAAUGCGUGCGUACAUGCGUGGAUGCAUGCGUGAAUGGAUUUGUAUAUGAUUGUAAAAGUAGAUAUUAUAGCUAAGAAAACCACAAUCUAUACAUUUAUUUUUAUAAAUAAAAUACACAUGUGUACAAAAA